AUGCAAAUAAUUGUUAAGAGACUUUCUGGUAAAGUAGAAGCUGUUACUGUUUCUGAGAACGAAACUGCUGGUAUGCUUAUGAAUAGACUUAGCUGUGGUAAACUCCUUGCAGGAUGUAGAAUUCUUGGAUGUAAUGAAAUUAUUGUUGACUCAACACUCUUCGAAAUGGGUGGACUUGAAGGAGGUAAAAACAAGAAAUCAAAGAAGAAGGAUACCUCAAAACCAAAACACAAGAAACAUGUUAAUAAGAAAGUCAAACUCGCAUGUUUAACUCAUUAUAAUGUUACUAGUGCUGGUAAAGUUGAAAGAUUAAGAAAAUGCUGUGCUAAUAAGAAAUGUGGAGUAGCUUGUUUCCUUGCUCAACACAAAGACAGACUUACUUGUGGUAAAUGUCAUACUCAUAUUCCAAAGACCAAUUGA
Messenger RNA from Entamoeba dispar SAW760, 420 nucleotides. Its product is annotated as 40S ribosomal protein S31, putative. Lineage: Eukaryota; Evosea; Mastigamoebida; Endamoebidae. The record is from RefSeq and is a predicted model, not a curated record. Gene Ontology annotation, cellular component: ribosome. Gene Ontology annotation, biological process: translation. Bases 1 to 420 code for a protein of 139 amino acids. Gene Ontology annotation, molecular function: structural constituent of ribosome. The transcript has a single exon.